This is a messenger RNA of Populus nigra (black poplar), 1943 nucleotides long. RefSeq names its product protein S-acyltransferase 18. The transcript is spliced from 9 exons. The record is from RefSeq and is a predicted model, not a curated record. Gene Ontology annotation, cellular component: endoplasmic reticulum; Golgi apparatus. Gene Ontology annotation, molecular function: protein-cysteine S-palmitoyltransferase activity. Gene Ontology annotation, biological process: peptidyl-L-cysteine S-palmitoylation; protein targeting to membrane. NCBI's taxonomy places the organism in Eukaryota, Viridiplantae, Streptophyta, Magnoliopsida, Malpighiales, Salicaceae. The coding region runs from base 224 to 1732 and encodes 502 amino acids.
CAAUAGUCGACCGUUAGAGAAGAGAGUUGUUCCGAUUUUUUUGAACUUUGAGCGUCAACUUCAAGCAAACGAUCUAAAUCUAAACAGCAAUAGGGCUUAGCUCACUCAAGGACAAAAGUCUGUCAAAAAUUCUAUGGAUCACAGCUUAAACUAUACCCCAAAUUUCUCUGCUUUUACUUCGGAUUAAAAAACUUCAACAAGAAAUACACACCUCCAAACAGAGAUGAUGUUCAUGAGGCGCCAUGGCUGGCAACGCCCUCUCCACCCUUUACAGAUGGUGGGAAUGGCAGUUUACUGUUUUCUGGUUGUGGCCUUCUACGCAUUCCUUGGACUUUUCCUUGGAAACAGAAUUGCUGAAAUUACAGUCACUGCAAUCUUUACUUUUGUGGCAGUUUCGGUUAUGUUCCUGUUUAUUAGGUGCAUUGCCAUUGAUCCAACUGAUAAGACCAGGUUUAGAAAGAAGAAAAGAGCUAAAUCAAAUGGGUUUUCAAAGUUAAAUUAUGGGUUUAUAUUGAGUCAGAUAUUUGUGAGGUUUUUUAGAAGGAUAGAAAGAAAGAUCCUUAAAACUUUUAUAAGGAGAAGGUAUUUGGACCCUUUAAAGGUCAGUCCUCAAAUGGAGCCAUUGCUUCCAUUUCCACUUGUCAUGAAGGAUGAUGCAGUUUCACCUGAUCCAAAAGAUGAUGACAUAUCUUAUUGCUCGCUAUGUGAUUUUGAGGUAAAGAAGCACAGUAAGCACUGUAGGACCUGUAACAGGUGCGUUGAAGGAUUUGAUCACCAUUGCAGGUGGCUAAACAACUGUGUUGGCAAGAGGAAUUACACAACUUUCAUUCUUCUGAUGAUAUUUGUCUUGUUAAUGUUGAUUAUAGAAGGAGGAACUGCCACUGCCAUAUUCGUGAGGUGUUUUACUGAUAAGAAAGGAAUAGAGAGGGAGCUGGAGAGGAGGCUACAUGUAGAGUUCCCAAGAGCGGUUCUUGCCACAAUAUCAGUUUUGUUGGUUUUAAUGACAGCUUAUAGUUCAGCAGCCAUGGGACAACUUUUCUUUUUUCAUGUGGUUCUCAUACGCAAGGGAAUGAGAACAUAUGAUUAUAUCCUGGCUAUGAGAGAGGUGAACGAAUCAAUGGAACUAGAUCCAUUUGAUGAUUCAGAUUUCUCUUCAGACUCUGAUUUUGACUCUCCUAAAAAAUCAACAAUUGUUUCACGCUUUAUUUGUGGUCAUAGGGGAAAUCAGAACCCUGCAAGUCUGUCAAUAAGAAUUGAUAGAGAUCCCGAGUCUUCUACCUUAACCAAGAAACAAGGCUUUCACGCAAGCAUCAAUCCAUGGAAACUAAUCAAGUUGAGCAAAGAGAAAGCUCUGCUAGCAGCCGAGAAGACCAGAGAAAGGAUUAUGAAACAGAAACCAGUAGAGCAACCAUUAAGGCCCCUACCCUUGGAGACAAAAUGUGGACCAUUGAUGAACCAAGACAAGAAUAUGACCACUAUGGAAUCAGGUUCAACACCACUCGUUUCCAAAGGGAGGGCCCCAGUGUCACCCGGAAGGUUCUCAAGUCCAAGAAGGCGAUUUUCUGGCUCCCAGAGCAUGUUUUCUGGCUUUAUUCCUUCGCCAAAGAAUAAGUACAGAAGUAGUUUUGAUUUGAAGUUGACAGAAGUUUCCAGGGAGCUUGAAACCUAUAUUUCGAAGCAGGUUUUAUGUUCUGUUAUGAAGAAAGAUGCCCAUGAGGCGUCCCCAAAAUAAUUUAUGCGCUUGAGUUCUCGAAUUCUCAGCCUCUGAGAAAGAUCUGUCGAUUAAUUAAGUGUAUUAUAGACGAGUUUCUAAGUGAAGUGUUUAAUCUAUACAUGUGUUUUGUUCCUUUAUUUACGAAUUUUGUAUUACCUGGAGCACUCAGUACAGAUUCUUUUUUUCAUUGGGAAAGAAGGACCAAGUGUACGAUCCUUUCCCUGGAAUA